AGUGCCAUUUUUGUUGCUGGCAGGCGGCGGUACGGUCGACGGCAGCAGGGAAGCAAAAUAGUCGGGGUAUUUAUAAGCGGUGGAGUGCCGGGUUCUGUUCGUUCUUUGGUACUGGUUUUCUUACCGUCAGUAGAUCGCUGGUUGGGACUGGUGCGGGGUUGUAGGCUGCGCGGGGGUGGGCGGUUGGGUAGGCUGCUUGGUUUCGGUGGCCUGUGCUCCGGCUGGGCCGCGGAGCCUGGGCACUCGCGUAAAGAGGGUGCGGGCGCUGAACGCUGCCUGGGAGUUCCAUAUCUGCGCAGUAGCCAUGACCCGCGCGGCCUUAAUAUUUGACAGUAUUGUGCAAAAGUCUGUAUAUUUUUUAAUAUAAAUUUGCUUUUAGAUUAUUUUCUUUGUUCGUUAAUGUGUCGAUAGAUAAGAGCAAAUUUUAGAUUUCAAAACAUUAAUUUUCCAAAAGAAUUAAAUGUUAAAGUCUUUUUGUAUUCCGUUAAAGAAAGUAACAUUAAAUAAUAGACCACAUUUACGAAUCAAAACUGAUUACUUUGUAGAUAUAUAUGGUCCUGUUCCUGAUUAAACAAGCAGGUUUUAAUGAUCAGUGCAUGAUGAUUUGAAUGAACUUAACUGAAACCGAAGCGGUAGUAGAAGGAAUCAAACUGAGCAAAGGAAAACCAAACUAAAAGGUGAGGGUGUAGCAAAUAUGAUAGUUUAACCUUCAAAACGUCAAUUCUUACACCAUGGCAAGAGUGAGCAUGGAAACAAGGCAUAGGGUGAUUGUCCUGCAUCAGCAAGGUCUCUCCCAAAUAAAAAUUUCACAGCAGACAGGAGUUUCAAGAUGUGCUGUCCAAGCUCUCCUGAAGAAGCACAAAGAAACGGGCAGGGUUGAGGACCAGAAACGCAGUGGCCGGCCACGGAAACUGAGUACAACAGAAUCGGUGUAUAUCAAACUAACUUCCCUUCUAAAUCUGACGAAGUCCAGUACUGCUAUCAGCUCAGAACUCACAGAAACUACUGGAACUCAAGUACACCCCUCUACAGUCCGGAGAAGUCUUGUCAGAAGUGGUCUUCCUGGAAGAGUUGCUGCCAAAAAGCCAUUCCUCCAAAGUGAAAAUAAAGCCAAGAGACUCACCUACGCACAAAAACACAAGGACUGGGGUGCUGAGCAAUGGCAGCAAGUGCUCUGGACUGACGAGUCAAAAUUUGACACUUUUGGCUCAAGCAGGAGGCAGUUUGGCCGCAGAAGAGCUGAAAAUCGCUACAUGGAUGAGUGUCCACAGCCAACAGUGCAGCAUGGCGGAGAUUCCCUGCAGGUUUGGGGCUGCAUUUCUGCAAAUGGAGUUGGUGAUCUGGUCAGAGUUAAUGGGAUCCUCAACGCAGAGAAGUACAAACACAUCCUCAUCCAUCACGCAAUACCAUCAGGGUGGCGUCUGAUUGGUCCCAACUUCAUUCUGCAGCAGUACAAUGACCCCAAACACACGGCCAACAUCAUAAAGAACUACCUUCAACGAAAAGAAGAACAAGGAGUUCUGCAACAGAUGGUAUGGCCUCCACAGAGCCCUGAUCUCAACAUUAUUGAGGCUGUCUGGGAUUACCUGGAGAGACAGAAGCAGGCGAGACAGCCAAAGUCUGCAGAAGAACUGUGGCAAGUUCUCCAAGAUGCUUGGAACAAUCUACCAGCCGAUUUUCUUAUAAAACUGCAUGACAGUGUACCUAAGAGAAUUGACGCAGUUUUAAAAGCAAACGGUGGUUACACCAAAAUUGAUUUGAUUUAGUUUUUUUUUAAAUGUUCACUGCCCUUUGUAGUAAAUUUUUUGAUAUUUAGAAACUUUUCAUUUCAUUACUUUUGAAAGCAUCUUAGCUUCAGAGAAUUUUUUUAAACAUGCCUAAGACUUUUGCACAGUACUGUAUUUUUUUAAUAUUUGUAAAAUUCUUCCCCAUCCCCCCCCCCCACCCUCGGUAAUUUGUUUUCCCCUGAGGCUUUUUAUUGGGGUUUAGUCCCACAUCCGGGACCAUUCAGCAGUCACCCACCCCUACGCAUUCAUGUCAACUCCCAUAAGGAGGGGACUGGAGCAACAUUUCAUUAAUCUUUCUGUUGACCUUUUAACUGCUGAGUUCCUGUUACAGUUUACAGGAGUUUAAUUCUUGAACUCUGAGGUGAUGGAGGUUCUCCCCCUCCUUUGUUCAGUGGAACCCCCUCAAGGGCUGGAGUUAGUUACUGUGGCAACCUGAUUGUUUGGAAGCCUGGUGACAGCCUGAGAUUCAAGAAGGCCAGUUUGGGGUGGUUGCCAUUCUUGUUCUGAGAUGUGUAUUAAGACAACAUAACCGCUGUGGAAGGCAGUUCUUCCCCCCCCCCCCCCCCGUGGCAUACAAGUUAUUUCCAAUCAAGUUAAUCGUUGAGCAAUUUUUUUGGUGAAAUCUGAAAUGGGUGUGUAAUAAUCUAGCUGAUAAGAACAAGUGGUGUUUCAAAUUGACCAACUAGUUCAGGGGCUCCCAUCCUGGGAUCUAUGGACCCCCUCACCUCGGUUAAUGGUAAGGCUCCAUGACAUAAUAAAGGUUGGGAACCCCUGAAUUAGGGGGAAAAAUUAAAAUACUGAAUUGGGAUAAUUUCGCUAAAUGGAGUUAUUAGCAGAGCUGCAUCCUCCAGCUACUUGCUUUGCAAAAUUCUGAAUUUUUAAAGGCUUUUUAUUGUGCACCUGUUUAAAGGAGGUUCUGUCAAAGAGGAGCUCCUGACCAGAAUAUUCUGCUAAUGAGCCCCUCUGAAUACCUUCAUUUCCCUUUUUAAAAAGAACCUCUCGGGGAAGUGUGCAUCAGACUGUAGUUAACUCGGGUAGUAGAGCAGGAAGUUGUAACCAAAUUUAUACCUGAAUUUGACAGGAUCUUCUCAUUGUGUUUUACUUAUGGCGGUCCCUCCCUCUGGGUGUGUUUGGAAUUUGCAUGGAUGUUUCCAAAAACUGGGCCAUAUUAACCUAGAAUUCUCCAUUAUCCCAAUCUUCAUGUCCUCCUGGUAUGGGUUUCUGAAAACUGACUGCAUGAGUAUUUUAACUGAAGAUUAUGCAGCUAUUUACACAAAGCUAAACUGACUUCUGAGGCACAAGUAAACCACAAUGGGAAGUCAUUGUUCUCAAGCUCAGCACUGAGGGGCUUUUGGCACGGCUCUGUCAAUUAUUUCCAAAAUGCCUAGUGUUGUAAAUAGCCCAUGCUUUGGUGCUCAGCUAAAGUUCAGGGAGGAGCUAUUCUUGCGGGAACCCUAAUCCAAGCAUGGCCUAUUUUUAGAAAGCCCAGUUAUUAUCCAGAUGCUGCAUCUUUUCUCACUCUACCUUGCAUUCAGAUAGACGCCCUACCUGCCAGUUGUGGUCAGCUCCGAACGUCACUCAGUUUAUUGAGUGAAGAACUUUCCAGACACUCCCAAGAGAUGGUUGGCCAUAUAAAUGCUCUUCAUUCAGUUGAUCUGAGCCAGGGUUGGAAGACCAACAUCAACUUUCUGGCUGUACAUUACUGUGACCAGUUCACAGCACUUAACUGCCUUUGCCUCGAUAUCCUGUGUUAACUAGGAUGAUUUAAUUGUACUUCUGCCAUUGAAUAAUAUUGUUGUUAGCAGUUUCUGCAGGUACAACAAUCUUUUCUAUUUCAGAGCACCCCAGUUUGAUUUUAAUCCCAAUCCACAGCAGUGGGCUAGGUGCUCCUUCUGAAUGCAAUGUUGCAAUUUCUAAUUUUACCUGUGGUUUCACGUAUGUCAUUGUUUGCUGUGUUUGGGGGUGGGGAGAGCCACUUAAUGUAGGUAACUCUGGGUGAUAGAGCUGGAAGCACUGAAACUUGCUAAUUAGAAAGCUGUGGUAUCUCCUUUUGCUUAGUAUAAUAUGUCCAUUGGUAUUUAUCAUGAACUCUUGUAUGAAGCAGAAUAUUGAUUUUUAUUAAUUGCUGUGGGGCUUGUCACUAAAUACCCUGCCCAACUUAAACUUGAGUCCCUGUUCUCACAGAAAUGGGGAGCUAUAGUACUUGCUCUGGAUAAAUUUGCCAUGUUCCCCUCUUAGAUAAACUUCCUUGAUGAAGUGACACUUGUAGUCAUUUUGGAGAUUUGACUCAAGUAAAUAUUUGUCUUUUCUAAUGUCAAUCCUGUUGGGUGGAGAUGGAAUUCUGCUUGUGAUUUCUCAUUGGCUUUCACGGGACCGGGCACCACUGCUGUUGAGUCCCUGAUACUCUUGAGAAGUUGCCCAGGCGUGGCUGACUUCUAGCCUCAGUGGGAGUCUGGAAAUGACCAAAGCAAAUGGGGAUACUCCAGUGAAGUUUCAAGUAGUUUUGAGAUUGAGGGUUGGGGUUUGCUACCAUAUUGAAAGCAUGCAGGAGGUGCUGCUUACGGAUUUGGGGAGGUUGCUUUUGUGUUUUUCUUCAAUAGGUGCAGAUGACCUGGAGGACCAGAGUCGGACCCGUGUGUUUUUGGUAGUAAAUAUAUUAGCCAUAAUUACAUCACACAAAAAAAAAAUCGGUAAUCCUAGGCCGACCAAGGCUGCAGAAUCCCUUGGAAGAUAUGUUAAAGAAUGGGGUAUUUUCCAGCCGGCUGUAACCGUGUAGCUGGGCACCUGCUGCACUUUUGAACUUUUUCGGAGGAGUUGAUUUUUAAUCCCUGGCUUCCUGCAGUUCAACAGAGCAGAAGAUGGACUCAUUCUAGCACCUUCACGUAGAGUAUUUCUAAGGCAGUUUGUGUAUGCAAAUUGCAAAUAUUUCUACCCAGUGUAUGUGAAGAUGGAGAUGACCCAUUGCCAUUUAUAACUGACGGAUUCAGUGUUGGUUGGCCUACAGGAGCACGUUGACUGGAAGACUGAUAAGCACUUGCACAGCUGACCACUCGAAAGGUAAAGGUUGAAGGUCGUCCCAGAAGAUAACAUUGCGCCCGCACUCCUAGGCGGACUCUUGCACUGCACAGCAGUGGAUGAGAUUGUGGAGACAGCAGUAGCAGGAGUCUUUGUUUGGGGAAGAUCAGUUAAACUGCGGCCAUGACGCAGCAAGGAGAUGAUUGCUACUUUUACUUUUAUUCUACUUGUGCCAAGGGUGACAGCUGUCUGUUCCGUCACUGUGAGGCAGCUCUUGGCAGUGAGACCAUCUGUACUUUAUGGCAGGAAGGGCGAUGCUUCCGUCAGGUGUGCAAGUUUCGUCACAUGGAGAUUGAUAAGAGGAGGAGCGAGAUACCUUGCUACUGGGAGAAGCAACCUACUGGAUGUACAAAGCUGAACUGUGCUUUCCAUCACAGCAAGCCUCGCUUCCUUGAUGGUAUUUUCAUUCCUGCCACAAAAGGUGUCCUGAGCAAACAGGAAGUACCGGAGAUGGCAGAAGAGCCUAUGACACCUCAAUUGCCCAUCAACCAGUUACAGCAGCCCAAGAUUCCAAUUCAGUCUAAUCCAUCACCGCAAGUUCGGGGUGUAAUGAAACUGGAGGCAUCAGAGAAUGUGCCCAGCCCCACUCACCCUCCUGUGGUGAUCAACGCAGCAGAUGACGAUGAAGAUGAUGAUGAUCAGUUUUCUGAGGAAGGAGAAGAAAACAAAAAUACUCAGGCUCCAGCCGUGGAGGAGCAGAAUGGCAUCCGCAUCAUUUCGACUAAAAGGCAGGCUUUACCCGUUCAGAAAGAUGACAACUUGGAUUUUGGAAUAAAAACACUGGAACAGAUCAAACGCAAGAAAUCUAUGAAGGAGAAAUCGAAGAAAAUGGAGGAGCCCACAGUACACCAAGUGGCACAAGUCCAAAAGGUGGAACAGAAUCGUGAAAACCUAGUCAUUGAAAAGGAAAAUGUGAGGACAGUCUUCCGGACAGUGACCGUAUCACCAAAGAAAUGUGAGCCACCUAUUAAGCGCAGUCUUGCAGAAAGACUUGGUCAAAAGAAGAUGGCCGCAAAUGACACAUCUCAGGAGGUUCCACUAAAAGCUGAGUUUGAACCACCUUUAAAACGCAACCUUUCUGAGAGACUUGGGAAAAGAAAGAUACCAGCAGACGAUGACCCUGAAGAGUUGCCGCAGAAAGUGCAACGUCCCAGGUCGGUGAGGGAAAGGCUUGGUCUGCCUGCAGAAGUUUCUUCAAUAGAUCAUGAAAAGCCUAUAAAUAGAACAGAAGGCCCUGGAGAAAUAAGGGUGAAGACUUUGGAAGAGAUUCGCAGGGAAAAAGCUGCCAAGCGGGACCUUAAUGAGAGCAACGGAGAUGCCAGAGUUGGCAUUGCUAGUGGUAGUACAACUCCACAGGCAUACGCUUUGCUAGAGGAGGCAUCGAAAAUCAUUCGGACUGUUCGGGUAAAGACUACAUCAGACUCCCUAUUGAAGAAGCAGGGAGAAUGCCAGGAAGAGACUGUAAUGGAUAAUUCAGCCACAGAACAGCCUGAAGCUGACCCAAGAAAGGACAAGAGGCCAAUAGUUUCAACAGGCAAAGUGAAAUCUCAGAGGGUGUCUCCUGACGAAACGGUAGCAAAGCCAAAGUCACUAGAGCAAGUAAGGAUUAAAACUUUGGAAGAGAUUCGACGUGAGAAGGCACUGAGGAGGCAGGAGAUCCAGGAAAGUUCUGUGACGCAACAAUCAGCUGAGAAGCCAAAGACGGAGGCUCCACCUACCAGAAAGAGACUGCUGAGAAUCACUAAACCUUUGGUUGUCAAGCCAGAAAAGAUUGAUAAAGAACCAGUGGAUGUACAAUCAGUGGACAGUGCUGCCGAAGGUUACUCCAGAGAAUCUCAGAAGCUUGAAAGUAGAAAGGAAGCUUCAAGAUUGCAGAAUGUGCAAGUCAAAAGCUUUGAAGAAAUACUGAAGGAAAAACGCCUCAGACAACAACAGGAGAAGGAGAAGCAGCAGAGUCAAGCGCCAGGCAAAGAGGUGACUACAAACGAAACGGACAGUGAGAUUCAGGUCCUGGAGAACAAUAAACAGCUGACUGCUUCGCUGGAUUUGAAGCCAAACAACUUUCUUGAAGUUGAACAACCGACUGUUAAGACGGAAGAAAACUUGACUGUUGCCAAACCUGAAACAGCAGAACCUGCACUUGCUUUGAAAGUGAAACCCAAAUUAAAUGUGAAACCGUCAGUAGUGAAGAACUCUUGUCCUGUGAGGAUUGGCCAGAAACGCAAAUCCCCAGACAACAAUCCUUCAACUGUUAUGGCAGUGAAACCCCUCAACUCCGUAACUACUGAUCAGAUGAAGCAGCCGCCAGCGGCUGAGAAGAUUAUUACUUCUGGGCCACUGCCUCUCCAGGAGGAAGAUAAAACACCUUCAGAGAGAUCCAAGGAAAGGCUGCACCCUGAUGAGCAGAACAAGACAACGAGCCGGUUGCUGCCUGGAGUAGCAGCUUUCUCUCCUCCCCGACUGUCUGCCAAGGUUCGGAGGCUGAGUUCUGCCACAUCCAGAUCUGCGGUGGCUGAGGAUGACUUCGAAGAACUGAUGAAAGAAUUCUCAGAUGAUAAACUGGAGGCAGAAAUCGACCUGGAUCCUGGAAAGGAUGAAGACGACCUGUUGCUUGAGCUGUCUGAGAUGAUUGACAGCUGAAAUGUGUUGGGUAUUUUUCUGGACCUACUCAAACCAAUUUCAACCGCUUCUGGAAUUUCCUGGAUGAUAAGAAACUGGUCUAGAGUUUUGUAUUCGACUAGAAUGUCUAUUUUUAAGGCUGUGUAUAUAUAUAUAUAUAUAUAUAUAUAUAUUACUGUGUCUGCAUAUUGUAUGCAGAGAAAAGCCAGGUCUGUUUUAAACAUACCGAUACCACCACCAAGUUAUUCAGUUAUGACCUCACAACUACUGGCUACACUUUCUUCUGACCCCAAGUACAAAAAAAAGAAGUAACAUCUUGUCAAGUUCUGAUUCUAACAAUUUGAAGGAACCUCAGUGAUGCAGCCUUUCUGGAGAUGCGAUGCUUUUCUGGCUGGAAACUGCUUUGUUGCGAAGUCCAUGUCCAAAACAGAAGGGAAGUUCCACGGUCUUAAGCUCUGUAUAAUGCUAGUCUUUCCUUGGACUUGAUCUCUCCAUUUGUAUAGUUCUUCUGUUGUGUUCUAUCCAGCCAUUGGUAAUAAGAGCGUUAUGAUUGUGUGGAGUCACCCCCAGCCUCUCAGAAGAUUGUGAACCAACCCAAUUGUCUGCCAUUUCCUAAUAUAAAAAACAAGUCUUUUGUUUUCUCAAUUGUAAAAAGCUCCACGUGGUGUUGGCUUGAGAUAAAUGAUUUUUCUGUUUAUUGUAUUAAAGGGUCUGACUACACAGAAAUUGAAAUGUUGUGAUUCCCAAACUGAAUUUUUUUGAGGAGUCGUCUAGUCUGAGCCCAGGAUGUAUAUCAUUGCAAGUUGUCUGUGUACUGUGUGUAGCAGGGACAGUUGACAACUGUCAAGUUACAUAGUUUGAGGAAUGUUUUGGUUUUUAGAAGCUCUGACUGUAACUAUCAUAUUUUGUCACUGUAACAUGGAUGGACUUUAACCCUCACAAUUUCCUCAUAACUUUUCCCUCAUCAGUUUCAUUGUAUAUUCAAGUCCAAUAUAUUUUUGUGUGAAUUGUGAGGCUCUCCAGACUCAGCCUACAGGUAUUUGAAGACAACAGUUAUGAUCCAUUUGAAGGUGAUUUCUUACCUCUUUGUGUACGGGUAUCAAGGCUGUGAUUAUAACUACAGUUGGUAGGGUGGUAGAAUGAAACACUAAUAGUACUUUAAAAUAGUGCUUUAAAGCAACAGGCAGAUAACAACAGAGGUUGCAAUCAGAGGUUUAACUUGAGAUGAAAAGAGAAGUCUAAUUUUGAAGCCAGAGCAUCAAAAACACUUGUAGUCCAUAAUUUGGCUGGUUUGUGAAGAAGGGCUGGAUGUGCUUGUGCAUUCUCCUAGGCUCAAAAUGAUUCUGCACUGUGUACCAUGUCAAGGAGAUGUAUCCAUAGUGCUUUCAGUAAAGGAUUUUGGUAUUGCUAGCAACAGAGACCAUGGAAGUAAAGCCAGUGUGUGCUAGCUUUUAGCCAGUCCACCUGUUACUUGCAGCUCGUGAUAUUGUAAAAGCCAGCUAUCUACUCUCACGAUCCAUUGAUUUGGUUGGAAACUGAUUUUCUAGUCAUUACAAUGGGGUUAGAAGAACUUUAUAUAAAAAAAAAAGCUGCUCCUUUGCAACUUAAACUUCGAAGAGAUUUUGAAGGAAAAAUGUCAGUUUUGAAAUUGGGACACAUCCAGUGUGGGUUUUAAUCAAAAGAAGUGAAACUCAUAAAGCAAAACUUCAGGGAAUUACUUCCAAGCUGGCUGUGUUUGUAGUGCCUUAAGGUUUUGAUGGCGAACUUUAAGUAUACACCCAUAAGCAUAUAUUUGUGUGUUACCAGAGCACUGUGUGUAUGUGUGUAAUGAGGAUCUUCAACUCAGAGGGCAGCAGGAACUGCCCUGUUAACAUGGGCUAGGAACAGAAGACCAAUCUAAAAGAGCUUGGUGCUGCAGAACACUUAAAAUUCAGGGCUGGUUGGAUCUGUCGCACCUGAGCAGAGUUCAUAGACUGCCAAAAAUACCAGAGAAAUGAAUGGCCAACUUGUCCUCCCUGAAGGCCACUCUGCUUGGUGAUCUUUGUCAGCUCCUGUACCUCAAUGUGAUGGAGUCCCUGCUUGAUGGAAUAACAUGAAGGGAAGGAACCAAAGCUUUUAAAGCUUUUCAAAAAUAACACCACAGAUAUUUCACAACACUGAAGCAUGCAUCUAUGUACAAAUGCAACUUUGUGUUCUAGAGCAGUUCCAAUCCUGUAAAUAUGUAAGUUGCUUUCCUAAAGCAGCGCCUCUCAUCAGUAUUCUGCAGAAGCAAUGCGAUUGAUCUCUUGUGAAACUUUGUAAAUAUUGUUCGUUUUAGUCCAAUUAUGGUUUGGAUUCGAGCUGAUAAAAAUUAGUUUUAAAAGCUGUUGGGAGUCUGUUUUGUGUUUCUGCGUUUCUGCAUUUCUGCCUUUUGACUUUAUCAAGUACUUUUUAUUAAUUCAAAAUGUACAUCCAUGGUAGUGGGUGAUCUUAUUUAUGACUUGCGCAGACACCAAAAUGUAAUAAUUUCUUUGUAAUAAAGAGACUA
Messenger RNA from Mobula hypostoma (lesser devil ray), 10008 nucleotides. It is a transcript of the gene zc3h11a, whose product is annotated as zinc finger CCCH-type containing 11A. NCBI's taxonomy places the organism in Eukaryota, Metazoa, Chordata, Chondrichthyes, Myliobatiformes, Myliobatidae. The transcript is spliced from 18 exons. Gene Ontology annotation, biological process: poly(A)+ mRNA export from nucleus. The coding region runs from base 4986 to 7502 and encodes 838 amino acids. The record is from RefSeq and is a predicted model, not a curated record. Gene Ontology annotation, molecular function: metal ion binding.